Mugil cephalus (flathead mullet) is the source of this 2527-nucleotide messenger RNA. RefSeq names its product RPA-related protein RADX. Gene Ontology annotation, cellular component: replication fork. The transcript is spliced from 18 exons. The coding region runs from base 37 to 2487 and encodes 816 amino acids. Gene Ontology annotation, biological process: regulation of DNA repair. The record is from RefSeq and is a predicted model, not a curated record. NCBI's taxonomy places the organism in Eukaryota, Metazoa, Chordata, Actinopteri, Mugiliformes, Mugilidae. Gene Ontology annotation, molecular function: single-stranded DNA binding.
CAAUGCACCGCGCUAUUAUUGUUUGUGCUGUCCAAGAUGGCGGCUGCCGACUGCAUCCUGCGCAGAACCGUGACCCGGUCCAGACCCGGUCCGAACAAGGUGUCCUCGUCCUCUCUCGUUACCUGCAGGGACGUCCUGCAUGUGUUGGACUUGCAGCGUUACACCAGAGACCAGGGGUCCCCCGUCUACUUCCCCCAGGCUGUCCUCAGCGGAGACGACCUGUACGACGUGACGCUGACUGACGGAGACUGCAGACUUCAGGUGACUCUGGAUCCUGGUCUGAAUCGUUUGGUGGACCGGAGCGUCCUCCGGCCAGGGACGGGUGUUCGUAACUCCGCCUUCAGCCCCGCAAUGACAACCUCGGGACAGAGACACAGCUACCGGCUGGUAAACCUGGAGGUUGCAGAGGACGGGGACGAGUGGACAUGUGACGUGGAUGUGGACUCUCUGCCAUGGUUCGGAUCGGCGUCCCCUGCAGGAUGUCCUCUGAGAGCCAACAGGAGCGUCUUCCUUCCUCUGUGGAAUAACGUGGACUACAGCGGUGAGCUGUGGAGGGACACUCCAUCCACUGAGACACAACUGGAGGACGAAGAAGACGAGGAAGACAUGGAGGACAUGGAGGACAAAGGAUGUCCAGCCGUGACCGUCUCUGAGCUGAGGGACUCCUUCCUGUCUGGACGGAGGGGCGUGGCCACAGGCGUCAUCCGGCAUCGGUUGAUUGUUCGCAUCAUCAACAAGUCGCACCUGAUGUAUUAUGGGAGGACGGACCGCAACUGUGAGUGUCCAUAUAAGGCAUUGCUGGAGGUGUGCGAUCAGACAGGAAGUGUGUGCGUGGUGUUGUGGAACAGCGUAUGUCUCAGCUGGUACCGUUGUCUCAAACCUGGGGACAUCAUGAGCCUAAGAUGCUAUCGAGUCAAACGGCGUUACCAGGCCGGGACACAUGACAUAGAGAUCAGUGUGAACAGCAGAAAUCCGGCUGCACAGAUGUCUGUUCUCGCAGAAUCCUCCAUCUCACCCGAGUAUCUCCCCCCUGCUCCCCCCUUCAGGUUCCUCAGCAGUAAGGAGCUUGUAGACGGUCCCCACAACUCUGUGUGUGAUGUCAUUGGCCUGCUGACAUUUUCAGGACGAGCGGAGCGAAUCAGGAGCAAGGAGGGUAGAGGGGCGGGGCUACUUCAGUAUCGCUGGCUGCGUUUGGAGGACGGGAUGAGCGACCAGCCAAUCACAGUGAAGCUCUUCACCACGUCUCAACCUGAGACCCACCUGAAGCUCCACCCACUGUCUGUGGUGGUUUGUACCCAGCUGAAGUUGAUCACAUGUACAGAGCAACGUCCCGCCUGCUUCUACCUGACCAACACCACCUACACACAGGUGUACUGCACAGGACUGGGGCACCACUCACAGAUGAGCUACCGUAAACUGCGGCCGGUUCGACAGUUCCUCUGCUGGUUGAGGAAGCAGGACGACAGAGCGCUGCUGAGCCGGGCUCUGAUUGGAGGAUUCUUCAUCUUCCCGCCUCCUCCCAUCUCCUUGGAAACAUACAUGAAGGACAGGAGAGGUGAGCCAGGUUUCCUACGAGGGGCGGAGCUUCAGAGGGAGCUGGAGAGGCUGUGUUACCGGGAGCGACGCUCCUUCUGUAUCCAGGCGACCGUUACCGCGGUUACGUAUGUCUGCAGAGGAGGAGAGGAGGACCGCCGUCUAAUUUGGACAGACAGAGCUUCGUCAUCUCUCUCCCCUUCCUCCUCUUCCUCGUCCCCCCCUCCGUUCUUUCACUCCACCCCCUCAUCCCUCAGAACCUCCCUGUCUUCCUCCUCCUCUCCGCCCUCCUCUUCCCUUUCACCCUCCUCCUCCUCCUUCUCGCCGUCCUCCUCGCUCAGGAAGUCAAGGAAGAGGAAGCGGCUUCAGACAGAAGCAAGAGAGAAGAGACCUCCGUGUCUCACGCUGCAGCCGGAACAUCACGACAGGACAGAGAUUCUGUUCGACGCGUCCAUGGAGUUUGUCGAAGACGCCGAAGACGAAGAGGAAGACGAAGACGCCUCGUCCUUCGUCACCACCGCCCUCCCGCCUACCUUCCCGUCUGUCGCCAUGGAGACUUUACCGAUGCGCUACAGCCACGCCCACAGGGAGGAGCAGGCGGUCGCCGUGGGGAUGGGAGGACGGGUGACGCCCGGGAAGUUUGGGUCGGUCCCGGAGGAUUACUACACACUGAGACUGAGAGCUUUGUCAGACGGGGUGACGGUCAGUGUCGUCUUCCUCCCACACGCCUCCUCUGCUUCCCCCUCUCCUCACCCCCACCCUAACACCUGGACCUCCAUCCUGUCACACGGAGCCUUCUCCUCACACAGACCUCCACCCUCACCAGCUGACCUCAUCGCCAUGGCGGCCCAGCUGACCAAUCAGAGGCUGGUGUGCAUCCUGGAGGCGUGUCAUUUGGGCGGAGCCUCGACUGAGCUGGUCCUCAGCCGAGCGUUCCAGCUGACGGACGUCUGAUAGAUUCACUUCAUUCCACCCUGUGAGUCUCUGUGACACG